CUAGUUGGGAGUGAACCGGAAGUGUAAGCUAUUCUGCUGCUCCUCGGCCAGGCGGAACCUGCUCUGCUGGGCCCGGCGGCCGCAAAAGAACUUUCUUUCUCCCGCCCCAACGGUCGCCGCGGCCAACUGCCUCGCCCGCCUGGCAGCCUACCCGUCUGCUCUUCUUUCUCCGGCUCCGUGCGGCCCUGUCUCGCUCUCGCCCCGCGGUAUCCGCUUGCAGCUGCCGCCGCCUCGUCUUCCCGGCCAGCCGGCCCGUCCGCUGCAGUGAUGUGCGACAAGGAGUUCAUGUGGGCCCUGAAAAACGGAGACUUGGAUGAGGUGAAAGACUACGUGGCCAAGGGAGAAGAUGUUAACCGAACACUAGAAGGUGGAAGGAAGCCUCUUCACUAUGCAGCAGAUUGUGGGCAGCUUGAAAUCCUGGAAUUUCUGCUGCUGAAAGGAGCAGAUAUUAACGCUCCAGAUAAACACCAUAUUACCCCUCUUCUGUCUGCUGUCUAUGAAGGUCAUGUUUCCUGUGUGAAAUUGCUUCUGUCAAAGGGCGCUGAUAAGACUGUGAAAGGUCCAGAUGGACUAACUGCCUUUGAAGCCACUGACAACCAGGCAAUCAAAGCUCUUCUUCAGUGAUGGGCGAUGGGCUAACAGCUCUGGAAGAAUGACUCUCCUGUGGCCUCACACUGCUGCCUGUCUGUCUGUCACUCUAUCUGCCAGCUUCUUCAACUAAAUACUUUAAGAGGGGUGAGGGGAGAGAGAAAUUCAUAACAAAUCAGAUUACCAGGGGAAAAAAACCAAUAUUUUGGAGGAGAGGGAACAAACCAUGAUCAGGCUUUUACUGGAAAUCCUGAUCCAGUCAGCCUCUUUUCCAUUUCCAAUAAAAUAUUCAGCUUAAACCCAAGGGAGAGCAAAGACAAAACAUACCAUCGGUAACAUUUGACCUCUUCAGCUCCCUAGCUAAUUCAUUAAUUAGAUUGUGUCGAGGGUCUGACUAUACAAAGGCCAGCUCUACAUGUCGUAGCCUAACUGCGAGCAGUAGUGGCUGCUCUGACAAAAACUUCGGGUGCUGAGAUCCGUCAUUAGUUCUAGCCUUCUGCCUUAAGAUGCCCUCUCCUGGGGGGGUCUCCGGCGGUUAGGAGCGCUGCCUGUGGUUGGCGAGCAGGCCUCCCUCGGUGGCUCGGCUCAGUUACGGUGAGGGAGAGGCACACUCUAAACUGCUGGAUGCCUGAACUUGGGAUUUCCUCUCCCCUUAAACAUGGAUUUCAUGUCUUCAGAUAAAACUGACUGGUUUUAUUUAUAAAAUCUUAAGUUUUGGAAGUCUAAAGGAGAAAUCAUUCCAGUAUGCAUAAUUUUUUUCUCCUCUAGAUUCAGACAUUUAUAUAACAUUGAAACACUUUCAAACUCCUGCUGGUAGUAAAAGGGGAUUUAAAAGCAGAAUCAUAGCCAUAAGCCCGUUACUAUCAUAUAAAGAGAACAGUUAUCUUAGUACCUAUGGAUUUUCUUCAUUUGCUAUUGGAAUGGAUUGGCCUCCGUUAUGUUUGGAGAAUCAAGGAACUUUCUCUGGAAUGCCUCUCUCAGACCCAACUUGGAUUACUUACUGCACCAAAGCUGUCACUGGGGAGAUUUACUAUUUGGACAAAUUUAACCCCAUCCAUCCCUUCAAAAAUAUUCUUAUUACCAGGUUUCCGGGAUUUGUUGAUAGGCUUCUGCUGAACAUACACCAACCCACCCACAUAUUUGUUUCUUUUUUAAGUCAUCAUUGCAUAAAGUGUGACAUCUUCAACAUGUGUUCUGUGUUCUUAAAAUAUAGUGCCCUAAAAUGGUGUUCUUAAGACCUGCAGAAAAUAUU
Manis javanica (Malayan pangolin) is the source of this 1840-nucleotide messenger RNA. RefSeq names its product myotrophin (gene MTPN). The record is from RefSeq and is a predicted model, not a curated record. Gene Ontology annotation, biological process: protein K6-linked ubiquitination. Gene Ontology annotation, cellular component: BRCA1-BARD1 complex; BRCA1-A complex. NCBI's taxonomy places the organism in Eukaryota, Metazoa, Chordata, Mammalia, Pholidota, Manidae. Gene Ontology annotation, molecular function: ubiquitin-protein transferase activity; protein binding.